GGCAACAGUAGCAACCAUGGUCGACACCUCCGUCCUCCUCGCCCUCGCGGCGCAGCAUCAGCGCGUGCACUUCGACUACACGCCCGCCUGGGGCCGCGGCUCGCCCGCCUCCUACGUCGACAACGUCACCUUCCCGCACGUCCUCGACGACAAGGCAUACCAGUACCGCGUCAUCGUCGGGGACAAGGACCUCGGCCUGCGCAAGUCGUACUCGAUCCAACCGGACGGCUCGCAGAAGGUCAACUUCCUCGAGUACAACGGCGGGUACGGCAUCGCGGACAGCAACCGCAUCCGGGUGUAUGUCGUCGACCCCGAGAGCGGGAACCAGUACCUCAUCGCCCAGUGGAACUAGCGGUAGCGACCCUGAAACGCGACAUGGUGACAACUUCUACUGCUGGAGUUACUUGUGAAGUGUAUCAUCAUGUCGCAGAGAGGCGCAAGAUGUUCGAUAUCAAUUGUCAUUAUAUUGCGAGUGCAGGCGUAGCUACGUGGAGGGACGUGUACUAGUAGAUACAACGAUGUAAGGAUGCCGAGUCCGCUGACGUGAGGUGGUGUUACAUACGGAAAGCAUGAAGCAGCAUAGUAGUAGUGAACUCAUGGGUGUCGAUAAUGUAAAGAUAAGGUAAAGC
Dichomitus squalens LYAD-421 SS1 is the source of this 629-nucleotide messenger RNA. RefSeq names its product immunomodulatory protein. NCBI's taxonomy places the organism in Eukaryota, Fungi, Basidiomycota, Agaricomycetes, Polyporales, Polyporaceae. The transcript has 2 exons. The record is from RefSeq and is a predicted model, not a curated record. Gene Ontology annotation, molecular function: carbohydrate binding. Gene Ontology annotation, biological process: regulation of immune system process. Bases 17 to 352 code for a protein of 111 amino acids.